AUGUCCACAUUUGAAUUCCCCCUGUUGUGCACUCUCCUCUUGCUAUCUCCUCUGUAUUCAAAUGCUGCUGCUCCCUUAGUUUCAAAAGCCAAUAACAAAAGUAAUGCACUUGUUAACAAAGCUUGCUCAGGGGGAACAGACAAACCGGCAUGCAUAAACUACCUCAAAAGCAAUCCAAAGUUAAUGGCAGCUGCAGCAACAUCAAAACCCUUGGAAUUUGCACUUGCCAUUCUUCAGUCAGCAGUAGACCAAGCCAAAAAUACACAUGCAUAUCUGUCCAAACCCAAAGGGAAGCUCAGCCCACAAGCUAUUCAGGCUUAUAAUGAUUGCAAAACCAAUUGGGACUAUGUGGCUAGUGGAUUGGAAAGGAGUCUCAAGAUUAUUAAAGAAGAAAAAGGCUAUGCUACUGAUACAACAGAUUAUGAUCUUAAGAUGAAUCUUAACAGUGGCAGAGAUUGUGCAACUUUGUUACUGGAGGCAAAAAUUCAAGAUCCAGUAGUAGCAAAAGGGCUAGAAAAUGCGGAGCUGGCUGUAGGAGCUGCCGACACCAUUCUUGAAGGGGUAAAGCCUCCCAAAAAGCUGGACUAG
Messenger RNA from Lycium ferocissimum, 588 nucleotides. RefSeq lists its product as uncharacterized. The transcript has a single exon. Bases 1 to 588 code for a protein of 195 amino acids. Gene Ontology annotation, molecular function: enzyme inhibitor activity. The record is from RefSeq and is a predicted model, not a curated record. NCBI's taxonomy places the organism in Eukaryota, Viridiplantae, Streptophyta, Magnoliopsida, Solanales, Solanaceae.